Cryptococcus deneoformans JEC21 is the source of this 3841-nucleotide messenger RNA. Its product is annotated as expressed protein. Gene Ontology annotation, molecular function: DNA-binding transcription factor activity, RNA polymerase II-specific; zinc ion binding. Bases 113 to 2209 code for a protein of 698 amino acids. Gene Ontology annotation, biological process: regulation of DNA-templated transcription. The record is from RefSeq and is a predicted model, not a curated record. The transcript has 13 exons. NCBI's taxonomy places the organism in Eukaryota, Fungi, Basidiomycota, Tremellomycetes, Tremellales, Cryptococcaceae.
AUGAUUCGGGCGAUAACAGAUUGGACAGAUAAAGGUCGUAAGACUUGCAUCCGGGUGAUGUUUUGCGGUUAUCCUUCUCUUUUAACGCCCUUCCAACGCCUGUUUCCACAAGAUGAGCCCAUCUACCUCCGCGACUGGCUUGACAUCCCUCCAUCGAGGUACAAACUCCAAAGAUGCAAAUGCAAUCCGCCGCACCCAACGAGCUCCUACUAGCUGUAUGCAGUGUACCAAACGCAAGAUACGGUGUUCAAGGACAGUACCAUGUACCCAAUGUGUGGGACGAGCAGAAGGGCAUCGCUGUCGCAGAGAACUUGUUUUAGUCAAGGGGAAAGAGCUGCGGGGAGGGCAAGACGAGGUAAAAGAAGAUAGCCCUAUAUCGGUGGAGCAAUUACUAGCGGAAAAUCGUGAGCUCCGUCGGCAGUUGGCGGAACAGAAGUAUCGACAGUCUGGCGACACAUUGGCAAGUACAGGGUAUGAUCGGUCUAUAGCUCGGACAUUUGUCUCCAGUCAUGAAGUCGAAGGUGAAUCGGGGGACACCAUAAAUGAUCUAGAGAAGAUGGCGGCAGUGAUGCUGUUGCUGGAAAUAGGGAGAAGCCGGGAAGGGAAUGCCGAUACAUUUGAAUUUGCCAAGCUACAACAGUCUCAGCCUUGGUCUUUCCCUCGUCUGUUUGUCACUCCGUCACUCCCUACUCUUCCGUCAACCUUCCUUAGCACUCGCCUUGUCACUUUCGCGGUCGAAGCUCUCGGCUUCCUUCAUGGGACUAUACAUGGCCCGUCUUUCCUUCAAAAACACAGGAGGUUUAUAGAAGAAAAGGAUAGUCAAGGGAUUUUAUUUAUGGGUACAGCAUGGUUGAGUUUCUAUUUCAGCCAACUAACACUAGCGCUUCAUCAUCUGCCCCCCUUAACGACUGACGCUUGGGGCAUCUGUGACCCCAAAUCACUGGCACAACUUUGGUUCAAUACAUCACUUCAACUGUUAUGGUCCUCCGAUUUCAUGGUAUCCCCGGAUAUUAUGUCCCUCCAUACAAUCUGCGCCCUGUCAUGCGUGUUCUACGCCUAUGGUCCCCCGGUUUUUGGAAGCAUUUUAACCGCCGCUGGUGUACGUCUUGCCCAGACAUUGCAGAUUAAUCAAAUCCACGAUGAAACCUUGUGUAAAUCAGCUGAAAAAAUGGACCCUUGCCGCAUACAUGGUGUAACUACCACUCAUAUUGCUGGAGGUCCGGAUAUGCUUGAUAGAGAGAUUCGGAGAAGAUUAUGGUGGUUCCUUUUGUAUCGCGAUUGGCUUUCAUUACCUGCCGGAUUCCCUUAUAUUGUAGCAGCGGAAUCGCUACAAUCUCCUGAUCCACUCAACCUAUCAGAUCACCAUCUCGUAUCCCACGGUCCAGUCGUGGUGCCCCCCGUUUGUUUACCAACAACAGCUUCUUUUCAUCUGGCCAGAACGCGCAUCGCACGAUUAACGCAUCAGUUCUUCAUUGCCUACCGUUCACUUGAGAGGCACGACCCGAAACGGUAUGACGUGGUUCGAAGCACCGAUGCUAGUUUUGCAAGUCUUUUUGAGGAUAUGCCUUUCUUCAAUCCUGGCGGUGACGGGCAAAAUUCAUCUUCCCCUGAAGUUGCUUCUUGGUUACCGUUUGCACGUCAUUUGGUAUUAAGCUUGGUUGCGCAUAAGAGACUUCUCCUCUUCAGGGAUCAUUUUGCCAUGGCAUUUAGCAACUCGACCUACUGUGAGGCGAGGGAUAUGUGUGUGGCCAGAGCUUUAGAGAUCCUCGAUAUCCGGCGAGCCUAUCCCCAACCUUCUUACCUCAUCCCGGAGAUGUCAUCCCACUGGGCCGCAGCAGCCAAUGUACUAGCUUUAGACUUAGUUUACACACCGUCUUCCAGACAAUGGAGCCCAGAGAACAGGGCACUUCGCAUCGCCGAUGUGGGGGAGCUACUUUCAGUCCUCAAGGUAAACGAGUCAUGCGAUAGCCAUACGUCAAAGAUUGUCACUCAGGUAGAGACAUUGUUCGCCCUUGACCAAUGUUUGAGAGAAGGGAGUUAUGAUGAAAAUGCAUCGGCUUUACUUGUCAGCCAGUCGGUGAUUUUGCCUCCUGAGGAGGAGCAGGAAAUAUUCCCCCAGUUCUUGGCUGAUGAUAUCUCGUUUGCAAACAUAUUUAACGAGUUGAGACAUGACUUGGAGAAUGAAGCCGAAACUAACGGUCUAUGGUGAUAUACCACCUUCAAAAGCAAGUUGAUCCCUAGUACGGUUUGACACCUGCGAGCUUAAGCCUAGCAUAACACUUCAGUCUCGACUGUCUGUGACGAAUUGUCCCCGUGCAUGGGUCACUCACAAUUUGUCGGUCUGCUCGGGAAUGUACACGGCCAUCAUCUUCCGUUCUUUGAAGAGCUGCUGCUUGAUGUUCAGUUGCUCAGGAAUACAGGUAGUCGCAGGAGCGUAACAAGUGUCUGAAAAGGAAGAUUUUACUCAGCGGAACCCAUAAUGAGUCAGCUUGAAAAAAGGCCACUCACAAACAGCACAUCUGUCCACUUCGCCGAGCGGUGGUUUGAUCCAUUCGCAUCCGUUUUCGUAGAACCAUUCGAGGAUGGACUCAGUAAAACCGAACUGCAAAGGAAGUUGGCAAAGAGUAGGCACAUAGUAUAAGGAACCCCAUAGGUUGAAAAAGAUGAUCACCCACAAAGUCAGACUCUUGAAUGUCUUUGGGGAGUCGGAAACCGUCCGUACCAUUCCAGACUUUGGUGAAAUACUCGUCAUUAAGCUUGUGGCUGUUCUUCAAAACCCUCAAGCCGCCAUCCUUGGGUCCCUGUCCAGAUAGCAUUAGCAGACAUGUCCUUGUAAAAUAGGAUAUAACUCAAGUACGUUGUAGUUGAGGUUGACGAGGCCUUGAACGCAGACGCAACCCCUCUUCUCUGGAUCCUGGUCAACGUGCCACCUGCGAAGUUAUUUAGUUCAAAAUUGCUAAGAGACGACGAAAGGAAUUGCUGACUGACCAAGCAGGUUGAUUUGGGUCUUGCAUAUUACCCGGCAAAGAGAGAUUGGCGCCAUCAAAGCUAACCAAGAGCUCAUCCGUUCCCCAAAGCUUGGCAAAUGCGUCCAGAACACCUUGUUCUUGUCGAACUUCCCAGACGAAUGCUUCAUGACCUAUGGAAUGAUGAAACUAGAGCGGAGUUGAAAACUUUUAUUAGCCAUCGACAAGAGCAAGUCGUUGAGUCAAACUCACCAUACCACCCUUCCUUACAACAGGGACCUUCUCGGGUAUCCAAGUUGAUCUAUUCUUCUGGUCAAAGCCCAUUCCCCAUUUCUCAAUCCAGUCAAAGAAACUCUGUCGGUAUCCCAAAGCCUUCUCCUUGGGUACCGCUCCUUUGAGGACGACGAAGCCAUCUCGAGCGAGAUCGUCUCUCCAGUCUCCAAAGUGCUGGUUGAGAUUGAUGGUGAGCGGAACCGCAGCCGCAGACUGACUGUCGGACUUCAGAUUUAGAGAUCCGACAUUGUCACCUUGAAGCUUAAGAGUUGGCUGGGUCUGAGUGAUGGAAGUCAUGUUUAGUGCGCUCUGUGUGGUAGAGGGGCUUAUCAACAAUGGCGAGAGAUUAUGAAGGAAUUGUUCAUAUAUACGUUCUUGACGACGGCUGACCUAACGGAGCGGUUUUCCUGAAGGCCAUGUGAUCGACCGGGGGAUUGCGUUGCUCCGAAAUGGAAUAUGAGAUGGAAGAUAAGGAGGAAAGCGAGAGAAUAGAUUUUGGUCAUGCUGAGGACGAGAUAAGCCAGCCGGACGAGCUGGCGGGUGAGUUGUGAGCCAUCGGGAAUCAGUACGUCGGGAAUUAGUCACAUGUAGUAUGUGCCUGA